CACUGAUUUGUCAUUUGCUCCACCAGUUACAAUUCCACUAUCAGAGAGUUUAAGAAACUCCCUUCAAACACACAAACUCCUCUUUGACUUACCCUCACACACAUACAUCACAGUUCUGGAAUUAUCAACUCUGAGAGCUUUGAGAUUCUGCACUACUGCUAACAAUGGGAGUGGAAAAUACUGAGUAUUCAGAUGCUGAUUUCACCUACGAUUAUGAGUUAAUCAGAAGAGGUGGGCUGAUCUUCGCAGCUGUUUUGUUCUGUUUGGGCAUGGCUAUCAUAUUCGGCAAAAGGCUCAACUGCGGAAACAAGUCGUCUAAUAAGCAUGAAGACAGUGAUCUUUGACCUCUCCUUCAUUAACCUUCACUGUGAAUGGACACUUCAAUAAAUUCACCAAGGAUGACGAUUUUAUGAUUAUUUGUGGUCUCAAUGUACAGUGAAGAUUUUUUUUUUUU
Molecule: messenger RNA, 454 nt
Organism: Labeo rohita (rohu)
Lineage: Eukaryota; Metazoa; Chordata; Actinopteri; Cypriniformes; Cyprinidae
Gene: fxyd2
Product: FXYD domain containing ion transport regulator 2
Exons: 6
Coding region: 165-344 (59 amino acids)
Biological process (GO): monoatomic ion transport; regulation of sodium ion transmembrane transporter activity
Cellular component (GO): membrane
Molecular function (GO): sodium channel regulator activity
Source: RefSeq, a predicted model, not a curated record